Macrosiphum euphorbiae (potato aphid) is the source of this 297-nucleotide messenger RNA. NCBI's taxonomy places the organism in Eukaryota, Metazoa, Arthropoda, Insecta, Hemiptera, Aphididae. The record is from the annotation of a GenBank genome assembly.
AUGUUCAUGGGCAUUUUUUUAGGAGUGAGAAACGUAGAAGCCGUAGAUAAAAUAUAUCUACUUUUUGCCGAAACGAACAAGAAACACUUGACUGGGCCCGAGUUUGUCAAGGUAUUGUCGAUGUUGUUAAAAGGAACCCUAUCCGACUUGAUUAACUUUUGCUUCGAAGUCUACACGGAGAUGGUGAGAUCACCGAAAUACAUUAAGAAAGAGGACGUGUUACUGAUGUCCAGAAGAAACAGCAUGAAAAUGUGUAAAUUAGGCAAUACGGAGGAGUACGAUCAUAGAAAAGAAUAA